UCAGAACGAGCUUCGUAUCGCUGGUUUUCAAGAGUUUGAACGGUUGUGAAAAGCGAGUCGAGAAACACAACAUCGUCUUUUUUUUAGUUUGCAACAUUAUCAUUCAUCGGUGUGCCGACUUGGAUUAGGGCAUCAGCCUGGGUUUGCUGGGCUGCUGAUCUUUGACUUGUGUCGCUCUGCGUGACGUCUUCUACAAUGGACGAGGGACAAGAAGAGGCGACUUUUGUUGCUGAGGAAGUCACGCAGCUGGUGAUGGACGUUAUUGAGCCGCUGCUGGCUGGUUCAAACUAUCAGCACAACCGUAUCAACCAGUGGUCCUCGGCGGUGGUUGAGCAAAGCUUGAACAGCUUAACGAAACUUGGCAAGCCUUUCAAAUAUAUCGUUAACUGUGUUAUCAUGCAGAAGACUGGUGCAGGAUUCCACCAGGCCAGCUCGUGUUACUGGGAUAACGCCACCGAUGGUAGCUGCACAGUUCGGUGGGAGAACAAGACAAUGUACUGCAUCGUCAGUGUCUUUGCACUGGCCACGUGACAUGCUCCGGAGCAUCGCUGCUGCUACUGCCGCGGCUACUGCUAUCACCACCUUCCACCUGGACUUGGUAACUCUCUCUCUCUCUCUACAAAUGGUAUGACAACCGGGACCGAAUAUCUCUGUGCAUUCAUCAAUCAACUGCUAUCGCCGUGCGCAUCAUAGAAGCAUGCACAUGAGAAUCACAGUAUCAUUAUAUUGCCACCACGGUAUGCAUCGUCAUGAAAUGAUGCGUGACGUUUUUGAACAUGUGCACUUUUAGGACUCUGCUUCGCCAUUGGAUUAUCUAACAGCGUACUCGCAUCUCUGUACCCUUUGCCCCUAACGACUAACCGACCCGCUGUGCUGGUUUUUGUGAUUGUCGAUUCAUAUUUUUUAGCUACUUUCUGUGUACAUAUGUGCAUGAGCUUGUGCAUGCUGGUGGUCGAGUGUGUUCUUGAUGUUAUUGCACUUGAUUCGCACUGCUCUCUGGCUUUCUUGCGAGCGUGCAUUGCUCGUUCAACCAAUUAGUUUCUAUGUACUUUCAAUCUCUGGCUUUUCUUCUGUAUUGUUUACUGCCAAGUAAGUGUACUUGCCUACUGGGCUACACACAGUUUCAAUGCUCUGUGAUCUUGUAUUGUCACAGGGAGCUCAGUGUUAAAUGUUGUUUUUGUUUUAUGUGCACAUUGCCAGGAUUUUCGUGACAGCCCCACUGUGUGUUAACCGACAGCAUUGUUUGUAUGCCUCUA
Sycon ciliatum is the source of this 1256-nucleotide messenger RNA. Its product is annotated as dynein light chain Tctex-type 1-like. Gene Ontology annotation, molecular function: dynein intermediate chain binding. Gene Ontology annotation, cellular component: cytoplasm; cytoplasmic dynein complex. The record is from RefSeq and is a predicted model, not a curated record. NCBI's taxonomy places the organism in Eukaryota, Metazoa, Porifera, Calcarea, Leucosolenida, Sycettidae. Gene Ontology annotation, biological process: microtubule-based movement. The transcript is spliced from 5 exons. Bases 196 to 531 code for a protein of 111 amino acids.